AUGUCUUCGAACGGCCUCACCGAAACUACCCUUCGUGGUACUGCGAUCGGACUAAUGGUCGUGACGACUGCCAUGGUUUUUGCGCGAGCUUUACUACGAAGCGAUCAGAAGAAAUCCAUCCAAUGGGAUGAGAUCUGGUUGAUUGCAGGAUAUAUGCUCUUCAUGGCUAUUACCGGCGUCUACAUGAAUAAGACUAGCCUUUUAUUUCGACUCUUAGCGGUCGAAGAAGGUCGCCUCGCCCCAUACCCGAGUGUCAGCAAAGAUGGAUUCGAUGCGCAGAAGACGUUCUUCUUUACUAGUCCAGGGUUAUGGCUCACUUUAUGGAGCAUCAAGUUCUCCCUACUGGCAUUCUACAAGAGGAUUAUGGUGGGCGUAAAGCUGUACCUGACGCUGUGGUGGGUUGUACUUGGAUACUGUGUGCUUACACUGGUGCUAUCCAUUAUGCUGCACAUUACUGCCUGUGGAUCUUCACCAUCAUCGUGGUUCGUAGAGAACGGAUGUGGAGCCGACAACGUUCGAAAGAGCCUGAUAAGCUUCUGGGAAGGAUUUGCUGUGGACCUAUCAACAGAUCUCAUGAUAAUGUUACUUCCAAUCGGCAUCAUACGCAACCUUCAGAUGCCUCUAGCCCGUAAAAUUCAGAUCGCCGGCCUAUUUGCACUCGGCAUCUUUGUCAUCAUCGCGAGCAUUGUUCGAGUGAUACAAGUUGGUGCGACGACUGGGGCAAGCGACACAACACCUUCAUUGACAUGGCUUGCUCUAUGGAGUAUCAUUGAGUCAUCUGUCGCUAUUAUGGUUGGCUGCGGUCCAGGUCUAUACCGUAAAGCCAAGGCUGUCUACAGUAACACCCCAGUACAUGCAUACAACAGUCGCGGCUACAUCAAGACUACAGCGAAUAGGAGGCCAGAAACGAAAGGGAAUGCAGAUGACGAGUAUGGCUUUCCGAUGAAAACAAUGAGUAUCGAUAUCGCAGCUCGGGUCAGCAGAGGUGAUAGUGAGGAGGAAUUAGUUGGUCAAGAGACAAACGGUAAGAUCCGAGUCACGAGGUCGGUUGUUGUCAGUCACAAAAGCGAGUGA
Molecule: messenger RNA, 1074 nt
Organism: Alternaria burnsii
Lineage: Eukaryota; Fungi; Ascomycota; Dothideomycetes; Pleosporales; Pleosporaceae
Exons: 3
Coding region: 1-1074 (357 amino acids)
Source: RefSeq, a predicted model, not a curated record